UCUAUUCUCUGUAGACGUUAUGGCGUCUGUCCAAGGGCAAAUUCGAAUUGUUAAUCGUGAAUUCAAGGCGGCUUAUAAUAAUCGAAAAAGCUUGGCAUACUUUAAAAUUACUCAGACGUUAAUCAUCGAGGUAGAGCCAUUUUUUCUUAUGUUACACAAAUUACGACUUGAAGCGAAAAGAACUAUUACGUUAUUAGUAUGGUUGUAGGCUCCUUCUUGUUAUGAUUUAUAUUGUGUUAUAUGUAUUUUGUUUAUUUUUAAUGUCCGAAAUAUGUUCCCGAACCGGCUUUCUUCUGCUUAGAAAAUUGAGAUUCUACUUUUGUAGAAAAUUGGGUGAAAUUAGAAAUAAUGCAUAAAAAUAAAUAUUUUACUAACUGUGUUAAAGGCCCUGUCACACUAUUGCGUAUGAGAGAAACGUAUGAGAAGCGUAUGAAAAUCAAUGAAAUAAUUUUCAUACGCACAAAAAUCCUUUGAAAUGCCAGCGUAUGAGUACCGUACAUCUGGCGUACCUCUAGCGUAUUCAGCGUGUGCCUAGAGUAUGCUUAUCGUAUAAAGCAUACGUCCGAUACGCAGAAAAUUUUUGAACAUGCUUAAAAAAUAUUUUCUGCCUCGCCGUAUGCCACCGUAUGCGACCGUGCUUGAAACGUAUACAACCUAUGCCUAACGUACCCCUAGCGUAUGUCAGCGUAUACCGGCGUAUGAGUGAUAUUUUUCAUACGCUGGCAUACGCUAGUACGAUACGCAAUAGUGUGACAGGGCCUUAAGUUAAAGUGAGAAACGUUUUCCUAAAUUUACUGAAAAAUACAUAUAUAUCGCGUGAAGUACAGAAAUUGGUCCAAUAACAAGUCAAUUUGGAAAAUGUACUGGCCAAUUUUCGGUGCAGCUUCCGGUUAGGGCAUUACACAUAUUCAAAUUUUUCAGUAGAUUCAAAUUUUUGUAGCUGAUAGAUUAUAAAAGGAGUUUCCAUGCGAAGAAUAAUUGACUUAAAAGUUACCUAACUAUUGAACAAAGAACAUGCACCUAUCUGAAUUUAGUUAGAAGUAUAAAUUUAUUUGAGAUUCAUACUAAUAUUAUUAUUAUUCAUAAUCAUAUUGCAGCUAAGCAGACUCUACAGAAGAACUUCGACGCUGAGUCUUAAGUUUCAUUCAAUCUUCAUUAUAAGAUUAUUGUAAGUGUUUUUGGCUCAGUAUCAUUGCCAAACUAUUGUAAUAGUAAUUCCAUCCAUGAACUUUCUUUCUAUUAUGCUUAAAAUUUAAAAAUGCAACAAAUUUGUCAUGAAAAUAUUGAAGAAUGAGCUAAUACUGUAUAACAAUGCAUGGCAUUGAAUUAAUUCAGCAUUAUCGAAAAAAUGAAUAUUUUUAGUGAUUUUUACAACCGCCAUUUUGCUUGGUACAAAUUAUCAUGCAUCUGAAUUUAAUUUCAUCGACCUCAUGAAGAUUGAGGUUGCAUAAGGUACGAUUAGGAUACUAUUAAGAAUUUGAGGAACGAAAUUUAACGAGCAAAACGUAUAGUCCGCGUUCCAUUGCACGCUCGGCAAAAUAGUAAUUUUUAUUCCAUAAUCACAUGAUAAUAAUCAACUAAUUAAAUGAACAUAAUUUAAUGAUAUAAUAAUAUCAUAUCAAAUAACUUAUUUAAUUCGAAGAUAUCGCGAGGUUUCUGCAACUCUGCUUUAUUUCAGCCAUCGGCUUCCGAAAAGUCUUACCUUGACUUUUAUAAAUCGUGUAUUCAAAAUCCUCUUCCAAAUUAUUGUUUCACAUUGCAAUUUGCAGUCAAGGAUCUGUGGGCGUCGACUAUGUUGCAACAUUCAACGAUACCACAGGUGUAAAUAAUGAAAUGAUACAGGAAGAAUUGGUUGGAGUAUUGAAUGCGACAAAGAAUGGAACAUUUAUUGGUGAUAGCGACCUAAAAAUCAGCAAUAAAACUGAUUUGAAUGAAGUAGCAAACGAAUUAACAUUUCAAGGUAAGUCUGACAUGCAAUGAUCCCGCCUGGCCGGGAUAGAGAAUUUUUAAAACAGGAUUAUAUAAAUUUAUCUUACGAGUGGGAUCUCGGUAACAGGUAGUUGCGAUAACUUUUUCACCUUCCUACUAUAUACAACAAAUAUCAGCACACUAUAAACACGCGCUAGAAUGCCAAGGGCAUGCAUGAUACGAGUUACAGUCUAAAUAUGAACUUGCCAAAAGUCACCGUGAGCAGAGUAUAACGUCUCUUCAUUUCAGACUACGAUGAAUGCAAUCCACCAGAUAUUAUCCACACCCCUGAUUGUGGUAACAACGCAACUUGUGUCAAUAGAAAUAUGAGUUAUGAUUGUGUUUGUGAUGAGGGAUUUGCCAACGAUGGCACUGGUUGUAUCCGUAAGUACUAUUAUUUAUGUCCAUAGAAAAUCGAAAAAUAUACAGACCAAAUGUUAAUUAAAGCGGUUUAUCAAAACAGUCACUAUGAUCCUUUAGCUACCCUACAGUAAUUGUGUACUCUGACACAAUAUAUACCUUAAACAUUACCAAGAUUUCUUCCAAUAUCAUUGCAUAAUUUUUCAUCAAUUACGUCUUAAUUUUAUAUCUUGUGCUUUUUUAGUUUUGCUUGCCCAGAGAAAUGGUAUGUACCCUUGAUUCAGUCUUUUAAUUGGAAUUAAUUAUAAUUUAAUUAGAAGUUUAGUUUGCCAGCUAUAUUUAUACUAUAUGCAUGUUUCAACUUCAUUAACUAGUAUAUUAAUUAACUGACUACAAAUUAAAAUGCCCAGUUAGAACAACAAAAAUAUCCACAUGAUAAAUGAAACAUUACCCAAAUUAUCAAUGUAAAUAUAGCACAUGCGUUCAAUGCUCUAUGAGAUGGUACUGAAAAUUUUUGAACACAAGUACUCGUCAAAUAUAUAAUUAUUCCACGAAUUAAUUUACCCGUUGUAUACAGUUUACUUCAAACAUAGCAGUACAAUUAAUACAUGUAUAUAUAGAACUACAUGCAUGGAUUUAAGUGUGUUUUCAAAUAAUGUGUCCUUAUUUUUUCUACUUUCAUUUUUACAUAAAAUCAAUUACCACAUGGUUUUUAUAUAAAUAUAAAUUAUAAAUAUAUUUUAUACUUAUUGCUUCUAUUAAUUUAUGAAAUUCGUUUUAUGACAUUAUUUAACAUUCUUUUAUUACAGUGGAUAAAAAUGAACUUGAUGAAGUCAGGGCUUUCGUUAUAGCAGUCAUUGUUUGGCUCGUCCUGUGUUUCUUAAUCGCCUUCAUCCUGGUUGUAAUUGCUGGGUUGAAGUAAGUGAUACUGUAAGAACAGGUGCAAUUAUCUUAGAGUAGCUUAUUAAAGUUUAAUUAAGUAUUCAAACACUCAUUAAUAAUUCAUAAGCUUAUUGGCAAAUCAUGUCAACCAUAAUAUGCCACGUGCAGUGGCUUUAAACCUGAUAAAACACUCCUAAUUAGUAUUCUUUAUAUAAAGAAUACUAAUAAGGCAGUACCUAUUGUAGUCGUGUCCUCAUUAGUAUUCUUUAUAUAAAGAAUACUAAUAAGGCAGUAUAUCUAUUGAAUUUGUAGUCUUGUUUGAAGCCGUUUAAUAAACUCGCAGGUGUUGUUUUACUAGGUCUAAAGCCACUCGCGCUGCGCGCUCGUGGCUUUAAACCUAAUAAAACACUCCUGCUCGUUUAUUAAACAGUACAUAGUGUACAGAAGUACAAUUUGCAUACAUGAUGUUCACUUUUUCGUCUGUUAACAGAACAGAAUAUUGAUAGUUGGUACAGUUAAAUUUACAAUGUUUUAUAACCAGUCGAUAAUUUUUGUGUUUUAUUCAUGCGAAGAGUUGCAAGUUUAAAAAUGUUUAAUACACAUUUUAUAAACUUUUUUGUAGUUGAUAUAAACAGUAUACUGCUGAAAAGAAUACUGUAAAACAUUUUCAAAAAAUUAAUGAUUUCAAUCUCUCAACGUGUACCCUAUUGGAAUUUGAGUAAUCUUUUGCCGUAUCAUUAUUCCGAAUAAAAUUUCGAGUUUCUUGAAUCGCAUCACAUGCGCAUUGCCAAACAACUGUACUUCUUUAUCACACCAAUUGCUAAUUAGUAUUUUAAAUUUUUUUUUCAGCUUAUGCAAAGUACCCAGCGAGCGACAUACCGUGCGACACAGAUAUGAAGAAACCAACAUGCCUCGUAAUGUCACUACUCCUUCACACAGAUCUUCUGCAGUGACGGAUGCAUAUGAUUAUUAUGGCGAUGAAAUAAUAGUAUACUAAUGGACAUGCAAACACUUACUUAGUGCUACCACUAGAUGCAGUUGCACCAUUGAAGUAAAAGUACAUGGAAACUAUUUUACAAUAAUUAUAGCCAGUAGUAUCGGAGGAAAUAAAAGUGCACAAGAAACGUUUGUCUUUGGCAAACUUUUUCUGUGUGUUUCAAUACGAAUUUGCGCCAAUAAUAGAAGCGUUUUCUGGCAUUUGUCGCAUUUCACAAUUAAUUAUUCUAUAUAAUGUUCGUUCCUUUGAUGUAUGAGACAACACAUCCGUUGCACGUACUGCAAAACGUUAGACACAGACCAUACGUUAUACAGUAAUUUUCUUUGAAAAGGAAAAAUCUGAUUUUACCAAAAAAAUCAAUUUAAAUGUUAGAAACAUUCAGUAUAAUUGUAAAAUGUUUAUAAUCAUUCAUGACGCAAAUUCGUAGAAAAUGAUGUUCAAUGUUAAUGAGUUGUUGAACCACGUUGUACAGCUUACACAUUAGCCUCUCUAAGUUUUUUCUGGCGAUUUUUUUCGGUUAUCAUAAGUUUUAUUUCUUUUUCUGACUAUUUUGACUAUUUUGAUGCGUUUUACAAGCUAUAUUUCCGAAAUUCAGGUAGGGCCUAUAUAUUCCGAAAUUCUUGUAUCAGGUAUACAAUCUCUCGCUUUAUUAACGCAGUUUGAAUGUUUUUAUUUCAAUGGUUGCACAGUAUCAUGCACAUGCUUAAAUUAAUCAUUUUUUUAUUACUUGUAUUGUUCAUCGGAAUCAUUGCACGGCACGUUUUAUAUAAUGUAGUCCAUAUAGUGUCCAACAGGAGUGUGUAUCUUAUAAGCAAAUUCAAGCAAGUGAGCCACAUACUUGAAUGAUGCUAAUGUAAGCUAUAAUUAAAGCUAGGUAAAUUUAAGUAUACGAGUUAACGUAACAGAAUUACUUCGAUUUUCUAUUGGAAUCCCAAUUAGCCUUUCUCACGAUGACAAAUAUCCGCAAUUUUUGAGUAGCAUCUAAUUCUCGUUAACCAAUGCAGACAAUUAAAACAAUGUGAAAAGCAAUUUUUCAAAAUAAACUAACCAUAUACAAAGCAAAUUUACCAUCAUUCGUCCAAAAAUUUAUAAAAAAUCGCUGUUAUGUGGACUUAUCUCGCAGACUUCGCCUGAAAUAGCACCCAAAAUGGCGGCGUAAGAAAGGCUAAUUGGAAGUUGAGUCAAUUUCCAAUAACACCAUGUUCCUUGGAGCCUCGCUCUUGUGAAUCAUGUCUAAAGCCACAAAAACGUGUGUGUGAGAUAUUAUUGACGACAUGAUAAUAUAGGAUGUAUCGGUUUAUCUGAGAAGUAUAUCUUCAUGACACAUUUUAAGAGAUCAAGUUUACCGAGUUCUGCGCACGCGCAAGAUGUUAUAAAGAUUUAGCAUUGGAGCUAACUUGUAUGAUUUCGCUUAUUUGCAUUCUAAUUUUAUUUUUAUAAUAAACGUUUGUGGUAGCAUUGAUUGUUUGCAUUGUGUAUUAAAUUGCAUGGACCGGAUCGACUUAAGGCUUGGUUACCAUCAAUCACUGAGCUUGAUUACAUAAUGAUAUUUUAAAGUUCGUUGUUGUCGUGGUUGUUCUACCGCGGAAUCUUAUUUUGUUUACAUCUCGCUGGCAAGCUAGCAAUUACCAAUUUUCAACAUACAUUAAAAUUUCAUUUUAAUACUCCUAAAAUAAUAUUCUAUAUAAGAAGUACUCAUUUUCAUAA
Messenger RNA from Paramuricea clavata, 5914 nucleotides. The record is from the annotation of a GenBank genome assembly. Lineage: Eukaryota; Metazoa; Cnidaria; Anthozoa; Malacalcyonacea; Plexauridae.